Ceratina calcarata is the source of this 2325-nucleotide messenger RNA. It is a transcript of the gene MFS9, whose product is annotated as major facilitator superfamily transporter 9. The record is from RefSeq and is a predicted model, not a curated record. Gene Ontology annotation, molecular function: transmembrane transporter activity. Gene Ontology annotation, biological process: transmembrane transport; monoatomic anion transport. Gene Ontology annotation, cellular component: membrane. The coding region runs from base 447 to 1922 and encodes 491 amino acids. The transcript is spliced from 12 exons. NCBI's taxonomy places the organism in Eukaryota, Metazoa, Arthropoda, Insecta, Hymenoptera, Apidae.
UCCGGUCAGUUGCCUAUGGGCAUCUGUGAGCACUUACGGCAUAAUCAUUACGAUUUUCGGUUGAGCUAUAAAUUAUAUUAGAAUUAAAAUUUUUUAAAUAGUUUCUUAACAGUGUUUUGCAUUUAGUUGGAAAUAUUUACAUAUAACGUUUCAUUCGUGAAUUUGUGAAGGUAUUUAGGUAUUAAGUAUUAGGUAUGAAGGUGAAUUAGAAUCUUAUUCACUGAUCUUUAUACAUCAUUGGAAAGCAAAAUACAGGAAGUGAAAGGUGACACAGUGAACGAUCAAUAAUCCUCCAAUCGCUUCGCUCCUUCGACUGGUCCCUAUCAUUCGCCAUCGUGGUAUGUAGAUGAAGUAGUAUCUACAUGCAUGUUGCGAUCCCGACAGAGCGAGGAUAAAGCUCACGAUCUCUUAAGUGUACCGGCUACAUAAUUUAUGCACAGAAAACGAUGGAGAGAAAGAAAUCUUCGGCUGAACCCGUCAAGGAUACGGAAUACGGAACCGUUAAAUAUACAGACGGACUCACUUCGUCCUGGAAAUUUUGGCAAAAGAGAAGAUAUGUAGUCGGAGUAUUAGCAUUUCUCGGAUUUUUCACAUCCUACAUCCUUCGCGUGAAUUUAAGCGUGGCCAUCGUUGCGAUGAACGCGAAAGUUCGUAAAGUCAAUGAAACUGGAGAGAAAUAUUUUGAACCAGAAUUUAAUUGGGACUCGAAGACACAAGGACUAGUAUUAAGUUCCUUUUUUUAUGGAUACAUAAGUACCCAAUUACUUGGAGGAUGGCUUGGUGGACGUAUUGGUGGGAAAAGAGUUUUCGGACUCGGCAUCGCUGUCACAGCUUUUCUCACGAUUAUCACACCACCUUUAGUUAGAGUGAGCGUGUACAUUCUGGUCGCUUUGCGAAUUGUGGAAGGAAUUUGCGAGGGCGUGACGUAUCCUUGCAUACACGCAAUAUGGGCACAAUGGGCACCUCCUCUAGAGAGGUCAAAACUAGCUACCCUUGCAUUCUCCGGAAGUUUCUUUGGGACGGUAUUUGCAAUGCCAGUUGCCGGUUUGAUGGCAGAACACCUUGGCUGGUCUUCCGUCUUUUACGUUUUCGGAACAGUUGGCCUUGUUUGGUUCUUUUAUUGGUGGAUAAUCGUACAAGAUAAGCCGGAGGACGACAAAUACAUUUCUGAAGCCGAACUUGCAUACAUUAAAAAUAGCCUUGGAAAUUCGAAAGCAGAUAAAAUUACGCAUCCGUGGAAAAAAAUGCUCACCUCUGCACCAGUCUGGGCGAUUGUCGCAGCGCAUUUCAGUGAAAAUUGGGGUUUCUAUACCAUGCUAACGCAAUUGCCAACAUUUAUGAACGAUGUACUCGAUUUUAAGCUAGACAAAACUGGAUAUUUAUCCGCUCUUCCAUAUCUGGCUAUGACUAUCGUCGUUCAAUUUUCUGGACAUUUAGCAGAUUAUUUAAGAACGAAGAAAAUUUUGACGACUACGCAGGUGCGUAAAUUCUUUAAUUGUGGAGCGUUCGUGUUUCAAACAAUAUUUAUGACUUGUACAGGACUUAUCUUCAACCCGAUAGGAGUAGUUAUUUGUAUCACUAUAGCAGUCGGUCUUGGUGGUUUUGCUUGGUCUGGUUUCGGAGUAAAUCACUUAGACAUUGCUCCUAAGCAUGCAAGCGUCCUUAUGGGAAUAGGAAAUACUAUUGCCACGUUACCUGGAAUUGUGAGUCCUAUUCUUACUGGGUACAUUGUACAGAAUAAGAGCCCUUGGGAAUGGAGAGUAGUUUUUAUUAUUUCCGGUGCAGUUUACAUGAUCGGAGCCGUGAUAUAUGGUUUAUAUGCAUCCGGUGAGAAGCAACCUUGGGCAGAAGAACAUGAAGAAACAAACAGGGAAACAAAGAGAUCUUACGAGAAUCCAGCGAUGGAGGUAGAUAAUUUAUAAUCAAUUAAUUAAGGAAUCUGUAAUAUAUGUAAGUGUAUCAGUAUUCACAUAAAACAGAUCAGUAUUUAUUACACUUUUAAAUAUAAAAUAAUUGUGCUCUAUACUUUCAUCAAAUGUAUAUUUAUACAAAAAUAAUUUGUUUUGCACAAUUUUGUAACUUACAAAUUUUAUCUAUAUCAUACAUUGUUUCUCUAAAAUUAAAUUGUAUUUAUAUUGUAUGAAUAAAUUCAUAACAAUUCGUUGUCACUUUUCACCUGACUGUUUUUAAUAUUCUUUCUAUUUAAGCACAUUUUACUAUUUAUCAUAAAUUGUUCAGAACAGAAAUGCAGGCAGAGAAAUGUAUAUAUGUAUAAUAAGAGCUUGUCAAAAUGAUAAUUAAACAAUUCUAAAUACCAGGAUCGGA